Hemicordylus capensis (graceful crag lizard) is the source of this 5340-nucleotide messenger RNA. RefSeq names its product aryl hydrocarbon receptor repressor (gene AHRR). The record is from RefSeq and is a predicted model, not a curated record. Bases 371 to 2611 code for a protein of 746 amino acids. The transcript has 11 exons. Gene Ontology annotation, biological process: regulation of transcription by RNA polymerase II. Gene Ontology annotation, molecular function: transcription cis-regulatory region binding; protein dimerization activity; nuclear receptor activity. Lineage: Eukaryota; Metazoa; Chordata; Lepidosauria; Squamata; Cordylidae. Gene Ontology annotation, cellular component: nucleus; aryl hydrocarbon receptor complex.
GGUUACCCCCCCCGGGGGGGGGUAGAGAUAAGGGACAUUGAGCACUGGAUCCUUCCUCGCUUUCGUUAUUGCCCUGAGAAGAUUUUGUUGAUCGCAAAUAAAAUUGUUCGUUCUCCCCAAGUGGGGCUUUUUGUCCCCACCUUUUGGGACGGGUGUCUCGGAUGAAAGGAAGAAGAAAAAAAUCAAGUUUCUGUAUCUCAGGACGCAGGUGGCGUAGUUCUGUGGUGGGGAGUUUUCUUGCAAGUCCGCACACAGUUGAGCAUUCCCGUACCUUUUUAAGAGCUUCCAGAAUGGAGACAGUCGGCAAGUGAUUCACAUUUACUUGACCCAGGUUCAAAAGAACACUGGAUUUAAUUGAAUUUCAUGGAAUAUGCUUUUCAGCUUCCAUGCCAGGGCAAUGAUUCCACCAGGAGAAUGUCUGUAUGCUGGGAGAAAAAGACGGAGACCCGUCCAAAAACAGAGGCCUGCUCUUGGGAAUGGAAAGUCUAAUCCCUCCAAGAGACACAGAGACCGCUUGAAUGCUGAACUGGAUCACUUAGCCAGCCUACUGCCUUUCCCACCAGACAUAAUAUCUAAACUGGACAAACUUUCUGUCUUGCGUCUUAGUGUCAGUUAUCUUAGAGUCAAAAACUUCUUUCAAGCUGUUCAAGAAAAGAACUUGAGAAAGCAAGCAAGUCAUGGAAUAAAGGAAGCUGGCUUAAGCAAGGAGCCUGCCAUACCGGAAGGAGGAUUCUUACUAGAGUCACUGAGUGGUUUUGCAUUGGUCGUGAGUGCUGAUGGAAUGAUAUUCUACGCAUCACCAACAAUUGUGGAUUAUCUAGGAUUUCAUCAGACUGAUGUAAUGCAUCAAAACAUAUACGAUUACAUUCAUGUGGAUGACCGGCAGGAUUUCUGCAGACAACUGCACUGGGCCAUGAAUCCGCCACAACUGGUAUUUGGACAAAACAUGCAGACAGAGACAGGAGAGGAAUUCAUGCUUAGUAAAAUGUUUCAAGCACAGGAGAGUGACAAUAUGUCAACAGACUUCUCAUCCUUUUUAACUCGUUGUUUUACUUGUCGAAUCCGGUGCCUUCUAGACAGUACUUCUGGCUUCCUUACCAUGCAGUUUCAAGGUAAACUGAAAUUUCUCUUUGGACAAAAAAAGAAGUCCUCCUCUGGAACAAUAUUACCUCCUCAGCUGUCCUUAUUCUGCAUAGUGGUACCGCUCUUUCUUCCUACAACGACUGACAUGAAGUUAAAAAGCCUUCUUGUGAAAGCAAAAUGUAAACCUGAUCAUGUAGCCUCAACAGAUGCAAAUUCAAAGACUAUUCCUGAAAAAUAUGUGGCUGAUUUUCAUGGGAAAAAUGCUUUCCAAGAAGGAAAGAAUAAUAAUAGAGAAAAUAGCAUAUCUCUAAUGAAAUUGCAAGCAAACGAAGAUCACUGGGUUUGGAUACAAGCCAAUACCCAAAUUCGGUACAGAAAUGGUUCUUCUGAGUAUUCAAUUGUCCCACAACAAACUCCCAAAGAAGAAAAUGGUCAUCAGAAGAUACCAGGCAGUACUGCAAGCAUAAAAGGGAAUAGGGAAGCACUGGGACUUAUGAAGCAUAAUAAGUGGACUCCAAAGAAAAAAGAGCAGGAAAGCAUAAAAGUGAAAUUUGAACCCAGUACAGAUGAUGAUAAUGAAAUUUUUAUUCAGCAAGAAUGUGCCAGUCCUAUUGUGUCAUUAUUUGGAGUUCAGCACAAUAAUAAUGGAGACGGAAUUUGGACUUCAAGGAAUACAUCAAGUACUUGUUCUAGAAGUCAGCACAAUGAGAAUACAUGCCCAAACAAAACUCUAAGACCAUUCCACAAUAGAGAUCAGAGGCUCUUCAGUAUAUCAUCUACUUGUCCUUCCCACUGGGGUGGCAUUGAAAAUUGUCAGCCUUAUCAAAGCUUGCAGCAGUUCUCAGCAGACAGCUAUUCAGCAGAAUAUAUGAAAUUACAACGUUCCCCAGAACCUCUGUACAACACUGGUUUGGCUCAUAACAUGCUGAUCAAAACUGAGUAUGAUUCAGAUUCUGAAAAUAUAGCUAACAGUUAUGCCAUUUCACCAAGUCGGGUUUGGAUGGAUGAAAAUGGAUUGACUGCAACAAAAAAGCAGUCAAUCCAUUGUCCUACUAGGGCCUACCUUAAAACUGAACUGGACCACCAGGAGCAACCAUCUCCUUACCAAACCCCAAAGCAUUGUGCUUACUCACCAUAUAACUGGCAACGCAUUGUGAUGCACCAUACCAGCAACGUCAGUAGAAAUGGAUCUGGCAAAGGGAUUCAUAACAAGGAUACCACUCCACUGGGCCCUCAGAACUCGAUUUGUUUAGAGACCAUGGAGGGCAUACAUGGCACGUAUUACUGUAAUCCAUUUUAUAGUUCCAGUUUAGUAGAUGAGAAAGGGCUGAAUGGCCAGGUUCUGAAAACACACUGUGAGUUUAGAAAUCUCAGCUUAAUGCAGACAAUCAAACAUGAGCCGUUGGAUUCUCCACCUAUAUCUAGCAGUGCUCAGAACAGAGUACAAACUACUUUUCCUGAAACUGCAGUAGCAGACUCUCAUCCUCCUAAAAUAAUGGGAUGUACAUUUUCUCAACACACUGUGUAAUGUCUUAGAAUGCUUUUAAUAUUGUUCACAGUAGGCUCAUUAGUGCAGGGACAGGACAUGAAACAGAAAGUGCCCCAAUCAUAAUAAAGUACUUUCUGUUGCAGGGAUUUGGGCAACUAUUUUGGUUGUUCAUUUGUUUUUGGUGCAACAAUGGGGCCUGGCACCGAUUGGCCUUCUAACUUAAGAAUAGUGGGUGAGAUAAGAACUCUGAAUUACAUGAAGAAGUGCCCUUAAUAUUUACAGAAGCACUGCAUAAUGUGUUGUAGAUUAUUUCCUACUGAAAUACAAUGGCAAUUACUUUUUAAUAAAAAAGGGAAAAGGGUUGCAUAAAACGACACAGCAAUUCAUUUCACUUAGCCACUAAUGUGAUAUAACCUGUGGUUCCCAAGUACUGUACUUCAGGAGUGUCUCUUGUGCAAUUCAGUGAAUUAAAUAUAAAUAAAAGGAAAGGAAAUAGUCCCAUAUGAGCACCAGAAGUACAAUACUUGUUCUCCAUUACCUGUUGUUUAGGGUCCAAAGAAACAUAGCAGAAGAAGCAGGGAGAGGGAGAAGGUAGUUUUGGUAGAAGCAUUGAGGCUACAAGGUCAGGAGUUCCUUGGAUCAUAGCUAGGGAAAGUGGGUAGGGGGAGAGGGAAGGAGCUAUAGUCUGCCUGGGGUGACUGUUGUGGGAAGGGCUGCUGAGGAAAGAGAAAAAGAGAAGUGAGUGUGGUAUGAGAGACAGCUGGCAACAUAAGGACCUGUCUUGUGGCUUUUGACUGUAUGAAGAUGUUUAUAGAUUAGUUGGUACUUUGGCCAUCCUUACCCAAGGUAAAACUAUGUAUAAAUCUUAUGUCAAAAUGUUCCAGCGUACUUCACAAAACCAUCAGCCUAGCUGCCCCUAUAGUACAUGAGCCUGCUGGAGUAUCAGUACUUUCUGGGGAAACAAAUGCUCGUUGUGAGAUGGAAAAUCCCUAGAGAUGGAAAAUAUGUGAUGAUAUUGCAGGCACUUUCAGCAUGUUAUGCUUUUAUUGUCCUGACCAUCGGGCCUUUAGCAGCCAAAUUUGCGGGGAGGAAUACAAAACCUACUAUUAAAUGUUAUUGGUGUUCUCAGAGGAAUGGAAAUGAAAAUUGUCAGAAAUGUUCUCCAAAAAUGAUUCCAUGGAGAGAAUACAACAGUUUGCUCAUUGUUGCACUAACCCUUUGCUCUGUGAAAAAAUGCUGUAAUUUUACCCUAAUCGUUUGGAUAAUCGUUAAAGGAUAAUCAUUCAGGAUAAAGAAGAGGUGAUAACAGAGAGAAAGUUGUAAAUGCAACCAUGCUAUCACUUAUUUUCCGUGGGUGGGAUGUGUGUGGGGGGGGGGGGGGGGGGUGUUAGACAUUGCCAAAAAUCACUGUGAGCAUUCGUCCUCCUGAUGGCCAAAAUGUGUGGGCCUGCCUUACUAGUAUCAGUUGCCCCAAAUGAUCAAGAACUUAAGCUAUAUCGAACUUAAGCUAUAUCUUAAGGAACCUGAAGUGUUUGCCUGCUAUUGCAUCUUCCUCAGUUGCCAUUUGUGUAUAAACCCCAUGCUGUUAUGGAACAAUGUAAGCUGCAGUGAUGCAAAUAGUGACUAGUAAUGUAGUAGCCCUUUGUGUAUGCUUAUGUUACUCAGGAAAACUGUUCCCUUGACUGUUAGGCUAGUCCUAUGCUGCUCCUAUGUGCCAUAAAGAUAGACUUCAGAUCCAACUUGUGAGCACUGCUUCAACUGUUGUGAUAUGGAACCAGCCGAGAACCUUGAAGCCAGAUCCUAUGCACUCCGGAAAUGGAGCAUGAAUUAUAAGACUAAACUUUAAAUCACAAAACCUAUCUCCUUUCCUGCUUCUGCAUUGUAAUGCUUUGACUUCCACUCAUAUUUUAUAUUGAAUAUACAAUUGCACUUCUAAAUUGGUAAUGCAUUCUAACGAGUAGUUUAUAUAUUGCAUUUCAUAAAAUGAAGAUCACAAAUUCAUAUGAUCUGUUUUGUGACUGAAUAAAAGAAUUUGCUACUAAUUUAGAGAGCGAGAUCAUCAAAACCACACACAUCCUAUCAAAGCAUGGAUUUUAUUUUUCAGAUGGGUAUUAAUGGGAAAGGAAUUCCCAUUGUUGUUCACCAUAAGGACACAGAGAAUUGAAAAAUAAGCAGUACUGAAAUUUUUUAAGACUCACAAGCAAUCUGAAAUAGAAAGAUAAUUUAAUCCUUUACCUUAAACAUUUUUCUGUUAACAGAUACUAUCUGGUAAAGUUGUUCCAUGGUCUUCAUAUUUGUAACGUCAGUCUUAAUUGGUCUAGGAAUAUUAACAUUAAUAAAACAUGUUUGUGGUAAAACCUCUUAUCUAUGUUUGCAAUUCAGGAUUGUAUACUUGGCUUACAAAUAUCUGUUUGCACAUACAAAAACAAACAGAUUAUGUGAUUUAUGUUACCUCAGCAAAUGUUCAGUCUGAGGUAUUGAACCAAGGAACAAUGCUAAAAGAGGAAUCAACAAACAUUAUACUUGGAUAAUAUUUCUAAGAAUUGUAGCAUAAUUCAUUCUAUAAUAGCAGUCCUAGUGGCUUGAAAAUAUAUAUCAAGCUAAAGUUACGAAUAAUAUUUUUUUUAAGCAAGCUUUGUAUGUUUUCAGAAGAGAAUUUUAAACUGCAUUGUUGCCGAAACAGUUGCACUAUUGAGUGACCUUUUUUGCAAAGGUUUCUCACUAUUCUGAUUUCAACUUUAAAUAAAAUUUCUUAAAUUUAUACCCUG